Molecule: messenger RNA, 1094 nt
Organism: Ceratotherium simum simum (southern white rhinoceros)
Lineage: Eukaryota; Metazoa; Chordata; Mammalia; Perissodactyla; Rhinocerotidae
Source: RefSeq, a predicted model, not a curated record
CUGCAGCGCCAGUUCUGAGGGACCGCAGAGACCAUGUCUGACACAGAGGAGGCGGUGGAAGAGUACGAGGAGGAGCAGGAAGCAGACGGAGCCGUGGAAGAGCAGGAAGAGGCAGCGGAAGAAGAGGCUGAAGGUGAGGCUGAGGCUGAGGAGGCCAACGCAGAAGAAGACGGACAAGAAGAGGAAGCUAAAGAGGCUGAAGAUGGCCCAGUGGAGGAGUCCAAACCCAAGCCCAGGCUGUUCAUGCCCAACCUGGUGCCACCCAAGAUCCCCGAUGGGGAGAGAGUGGACUUUGACGACAUCCACCGGAAGCGCAUGGAGAAGGACCUGAACGAGCUGCAGACGCUGAUCGAGGCUCACUUCGAGAACAGGAAGAAGGAGGAGGAGGAGCUCGUUUCUCUCAAAGACAGGAUUGAGAAACGGCGGGCCGAGCGGGCCGAGCAGCAGCGUAUCCGGAAUGAGCGGGAGAAGGAGCGUCAGACCCGCCUGGCCGAGGAGCGGGCCCGGCGAGAGGAGGAGGAGAACCGGAGGAAGGCCGAGGACGAGGCCCGGAAGAAGAAGGCUUUGUCCAACAUGAUACAUUUUGGAGGCUACAUACAGAAGGCCGAGACGGAGCGGAAAAGUGGGAAGAGGCAGACGGAGCGGGAAAAGAAGAAGAAGAUUCUGGCGGAGAGGAGGAAGGUGCUGGCCAUCGACCACCUGAAUGAAGAUCAGCUGAGGGAGAAGGCCAAGGAACUGUGGCAGAGCAUCUAUAACCUGGAGGCCGAGAAGUUCGACCUGCAGGAGAAGUUCAAGCAGCAGAAAUACGAAAUCAACGUUCUCCGGAACAGGAUCAACGAUAACCAGAAAGUCUCCAAGACCCGCGGGAAGGCCAAAGUCACUGGGCGCUGGAAGUAGAGGCAGCAGCCCCCUUAGAGGCCGAGCCUUCUUCACAGAAGACCUGCUCCUCCAGAGUCCCUGCCCUGCAUGCCCCCAGCUCCUGGGCACCGGAGGCCAACUCCUGUCUGGAUGCAAGGAGCUGGCCCAGCUGGAAGCCACCACUUGUGCCUGACCCCCACGUGCCCACACCACGCCAGUAAUAAAAGGCAGCUGCA